This is a messenger RNA of Camelus dromedarius (Arabian camel), 2788 nucleotides long. It is a transcript of the gene CRACR2B, whose product is annotated as calcium release activated channel regulator 2B. The coding region runs from base 1239 to 2396 and encodes 385 amino acids. The transcript has 9 exons. NCBI's taxonomy places the organism in Eukaryota, Metazoa, Chordata, Mammalia, Artiodactyla, Camelidae. Gene Ontology annotation, molecular function: calcium ion binding. The record is from RefSeq and is a predicted model, not a curated record. Gene Ontology annotation, cellular component: trans-Golgi network membrane.
UCCGGGUCGCGGUCAGGGACUCCGGGGCCCCUUGGGGCGCAGCGGCGGGGGCAGGGCGGGCGCGGCCCCCAGGGCGCGGGGUCCUGGCGGCCCUUCCCCUCCCUGCCUGGACGCAGCGCAGCUUCCGGCUGGGAUGGCCCUUUGGUCUAGUGGAGCCCGCGAGUCGCCGGUGGGGUGGAGCACCCGCCCGGGGAAGGCGGCGGUGUGAGUGGGGAGCUAUUUCUGGGCCCCGUGCGCCCUCCUCUCGCGCUUCCUCAGACCUGCCCUCUUUGGAGAUCUUGCCCCCAUCCCCAGGAAUGCGGAUGGGGAGAGAGAAUCACGGUCCUGGAAUGAGGGGCAAGGGGUCCGGAACCCCAGGUGGAAGGUGUUACUACACUGCGGGUUAGCUUUUGGGACAUCCAGGGUCAGGGUGCCGUGGGAAUGACAAGUGGUCUGAUUGGGGACAGGGACUUGGAGGAGGCCAGUCUGGUGGAGAGUGAAGUGCUAGGAGGAGGGGCCGCAAGGAUAGACUCCGGCUGAUCCUGACAAGGGCCACGGAAGGCAUCGUGCCCAGGGCGGGACUCUGGGCCUGCACCCCAGGGGCCUGGUGCCGGUGGGAGAAGCUGUGGGCCAGGAGGGAGGAGCUUACCCCGCCUGCCAGCUGGCAGGAGGCAGAGCGCUGAGGCCCAGACUCAGGGCCUAAGGACUCAGCCAGGAUUGGCUGGGUGCUCCCACUGACCCAGUCAGAUCAGCCUCGUCUCCAGGUCUCCAACUCCAUGACCUGUUCAGCACCUCUGCGGCUGACCAGCCCUGACCCAAGCCGCCACCUCCUCAUUUUCGUCACAAGAUCUUCUAUAGCUGCUCCCCAACAAUACACUGAGACCCUCUCUCCCCCAGCCCACCCUCUCCUGCCCUGGCUCCCUCCUUGGGCCACAGCCUCUAGCUCCCUGGGUGGCCCUGAGCCCACAUCACUCCACCCCUGACAACCAACAUCUGCAGCCCUACCUGCAAUUGGGCCAUACCUCCCCAGGUUGCCCCUCCUCUCUGGACCUUGCCAUGCCCUCUCCCACCUUCCCAUCUGGGGCAGGGAGGCCCUUGGGCUCACUCCUGGCUCCCACCACCCCAGCUCCGCCCUCAGACACCCUUACCCCACACCCUCUCUCUGCCUUCACUUCCCCUCUCGCCUCAUUUCUUCUCAGCUCUGCUCAGGCCCUGACUCCUCCUUGGCUUCACAGCACCCAGCAGCUGAGACCCUCACCAUGGCCAGCCCUGGGAAGCCUGGGACUGGGGAGGCCCAGGAGGAGGAGGGAGAGGAGGAGGGCUGUGCCCUAGGGCCACUGGUGGCGAUGCAGGAGCAGGCUCAGGAGCUGUUUCUGCUGUGUGACAAGGAGGCCAAGGGCUUCAUCACCCGGCAUGACCUGCAGAGCCUGCAGAGCGACCUGCCCCUCACACCUGAACAGCUUGAGGCUGUGUUUGAAAGUCUGGACCAGGCCCACACAGGCUUCCUCACCGCUCGGGAGUUCUGCCUUGGCCUGGGGAAGUUCGUGGGGGUGGAGUUGGCCCAGGGCACUCUGCCCUCCCGGGUUCCAGAGGAAACCUUCGAGUCAGGCUGGUUGGAUGUGCAAGGCAGCAGGGGCUCCCUGGAGGAGGACGAUGAGGAGGAGAGAUUCUGUGCUGCGCUGGAGCAACUGGGGGUGGCCCGGGUCCUGGGCGAGCAGCAGGCAAUAAGGAUUCUCUGGACCCGGCUGCAGAGUGAGCGACCAGAACUGCUAGGCUCCUUGGAGGACGUUCUGCUGCGCAUAUCAGCCUGCCUGGAGGAGGCAGCCCGAGAGCGGGACAGCCUGGAGCAGGCGCUGCGGCGGCGGGAGAGCGAGCACGAGAGGGAGGUGAGGUGUCUGUACGAGGAGAUGGAGCAGCAGCUUCGGGAGCAGCGACAGCGCCUGCGGAGUCAGGACCUCCCCCGGGAGGAGCGGAGAGGCCGCCUAGAGCUGGAGCUGCAGAGCCGCGAGCAGGAGCUGGAACGCGCGGGGCUGAGGCUGCAGGAGCUGGAACAGCAGCUGCAGACCCGGGCCACCGAGCAGCUGGAGGCGCAGGCGCAGAACGCCCAGCUGUGGCUGGCCAACGAGGCGCUGCGGACACAGCUGGAGGGGGCGCAGGAGCAGCUCCGCAGACUGGAGGGCGACGUGCAGGGCCGCCGGGAGCAAACCCAACGGUGCCGAGAUGUGGUCGCCGUCUCAAAGAACAUGCAGAAAGAGAAGCUCAGCCUCCUGCGGCAACUGGAACUCCUCAGACACCUCUCUUCUGGUAUGACGGAGAGGCACCCGGGAAUGCUGCCUCUUGAGGCCUCUCAGAGCCCUUGGACUCCUGUUCUCCAGGGAGCUGAACACAAGGCUACGAGACGAGAGGGAUGUCUGUGAGGCCAAGAGGCUGGGCAGUGGCCGCGGGAAGGCUCUGACCACGGCUCACCUGUUGGGGCCCACCUGCUGCUGCUGCGGGAGCUGGGCUCGGCCCCCCAGACGCGGCUCUGGCCACCUUCCCAGUGCCCGCUGACCGGCCCGGGUGACUCACUGGGCGUUACUUGGUUACUUGAAGAGGCUGCCCCUUGAAGGCAACUCAUCAUGGCUGAGGGCUGCUCAUCCAGAGUGUGGGUUCUACCCAGUGGACUGCCUGGGCUGCCUGACUUGCAGACAUGAAGGAGCUAAUCCCAGGGUGGUCAGGGUCUCAUGUGCCUCCCUCAAGGUCCUCGUCCUAUCCCCAUCCCAUCAAAACCAGCAAGCCCCCCCAGUCCAAAUAAAGUCCACUGACUUCA